Molecule: messenger RNA, 1100 nt
Organism: Meloidogyne enterolobii
Lineage: Eukaryota; Metazoa; Nematoda; Chromadorea; Rhabditida; Meloidogynidae
Source: the annotation of a GenBank genome assembly
CUUAUUUGAUUAACUAUUUAUUUUUUGGACAAAUGACUGAAUAUAAGUUGGUUGUUGUUGGGGACGGAGGAGUUGGAAAAUCGGCAUUAACUAUUCAAUUAAUUCAAGGCCAGUUUAUUGAAGAGUAUGACCCAACCAUUGAGGACAGUUAUCGAAAGCAGGUUCUUAUUGACGGCGAGACCUGCCUUCUUGACAUUUUAGACACGGCAGGACAGGAAGAGUAUUCUGCUAUGCGUGACCAAUAUAUGCGUACUGGCGAGGGUUUUCUUUUGGUUUUUGCGCUUAAUGAGUACAAGUCUUUUGAGAAUAUCCACGCUUAUCGUGAACAGAUUAGACGGGUAAAGGACAAUGACGAGGUUCCAAUGGUUUUGGUCGGUAAUAAAUGUGAUCUCCAACAGCGAGCAGUUGACCAACGAUCUGUGCAAGAAUUGGCACGUUCUUUUGGCAUUCCAUUUAUUGACACAAGUGCUAAAACUCGCAAGCAUGUGGACGAGGCUUUUCAUGCUCUUGUGCGUGAAAUUAGAAAGUUUAAGCACAAGGAAAAGCCAAAAAGGAGGCGGAGAUGUGCCAUUAUUUAAAUAACUUCUCCAGCUCUAGUAUAUCUCUAAAAAACACUCCUCUCUCUCUCUAUUUUACAUUCAAUGUGCAGCAACACAUAAAAGCAGUAUUUAAAUGAUCCAAAAAAUAUGCGUGUUUUUAUAAAUAAUGGCUUCAUUUUUAAAUUAAAAAUUCCAUAAUCAAAAUAUUUCAUGUUUUUUUUUGUUUAUUAUCUAUGACGACAAAUAAAAAAGGAUUAUUGACUUAUAGACACUUUAAACUAGGGUAGAAACCUUCCUUCGGAGUCGGGAGUGUAGGGGAUCGUGCCUCGACGUGAUAGAGCCUUCGGGUUUGGUUCUGGGUUUUUAACAAAAAAAUCGUCGGGGGGACGGCUUGCUACCCUAUUAUAAACCUUGGAUCCUCAAGAUUUUUGAUGCUACAACAGAAUUCCGCUUUUUUACCCUUUGCCUUUUGCAUUUUUGUGUCCUCAUUUUUCCCUCUUCCUCUUCCACCUUCCGCAGAAUUUCGGUUUUUUAUCCUUCCGCUCAGCUUUUUAAAAUACG